Molecule: messenger RNA, 4494 nt
Organism: Penicillium taxi
Lineage: Eukaryota; Fungi; Ascomycota; Eurotiomycetes; Eurotiales; Aspergillaceae
Product: kinetochore-microtubule binding complex subunit SPC105
Exons: 3
Coding region: 1-4494 (1497 amino acids)
Biological process (GO): protein localization to kinetochore; mitotic sister chromatid biorientation; mitotic spindle assembly checkpoint signaling
Source: RefSeq, a predicted model, not a curated record
AUGUCUUCCCGACCUGAUUCUGCGGCUACGCGCCUGCGCUCGCGUCGCUCAAUAGCCCAUAUUCCACGGUCAAAGAUGACGUCUGGACUCGAUAAAGAGAAUGCGACAACAGACAUCGGAGCGGCAGAAGCAUUUGGAACCACGAAUAAAACUGCAACUAGAGAUAAGAAAUCCCGAAGUAAGAGCUUGGGACCUGGUGGUCUCGAUGCUCUUCAGAAAUCCAAUGGUAAUCGUCGCAAGUCAACUGCUUUAUUUGCGCCAAAAUCUAUCUUGAAACCAACUCUCCCCGUAUCUCCUGUACGAAGUAUCCCAUCAUUCGCAGAAACACGCCGCCGUACCCCAGCUCGUGAAGCAUCUAAUCAGAAAGGCAACAACAAUGAUGACGCACGAAAAGAGGGUGUUUUGAUUGAUUUUGUGGCUUCCUCACAACCCCCUGCCAAUGUAUCUGAUGACAAGAGCAACCCUUUCGAUACGUUUAAUGCGACAUCUGCGAUUCGCGACGAAAUGGCCGCGACCAAAGAACGAGACGAAAAGGAGCGCCGUCAACGCGAGCGACAGAAUAUUCUUGAAAAGCGAGAGGCUCGACGGAAGUCAAUGGCGAAUCGCCGUGUAUCGUUCGCCCCCGAGGCAACAUUACACACAUGGAACGUGGUGGACAUUCCAGAUGACUCAACUGCAUCAUCCGCCGCCAAUUCUACCCGACGUGCUUCAACUCUCGGAGCCGCCCAGAAUCAACACAAUCCGGCGAGCGAGACACAAUCCUCUUCAGAUGACGAAGCAGAGUCAGAAUUCGGAUUCUCUCCAGUCCGUACGCAGGACCUCGAGCAGAUAAGAAAUAACUCGGCGCCUUCUGGCGGACAUCAGCAUACGGAUCUCUCGGAUCUCUCGUCUAGUCCCUUCAGUGGAAGCUCAGGCUCCGAGAAUGAAGACACAGGCGCGCACGGCUUCGUUGAAGAGGGCGAGGACGGAGAUUCCUCCGGGUCUGAUGAUGGGUUUGAUGCUGAGAGUACAGCCAUGAGUCUGGAUGAUAUGACAGCUCGAUCCGCCGCUACCAUGCAUUCAGAUGUAUCCUCCAGUUCAAGUUCAAGUGCCCGACUUAAUGACGCACUACGACAGGCCGCAAGAGAAGCUGGAACUCCAGGACUUGAUGAGGAUAAUGGCGAAAUGUCGAUGGAGAUUGCUAGCGAAGAAAUCACCGGCGCUUUUCAACCCUGGUUCAAAAAGGGCCAAAAUCUUGACUGGGAAGAUCUUAGCGCUCAGGUUGACUAUUCUAAGACAUCUCCCAAUAAAGAUGGCGCAGAAUCAGAUGGCAUCAACGAAGACGAGGAUAUGAGUAUGGAUGUGACGAAUGUCAUCGGUGGUAUCCUGGGCAAGUCCCCAGGACGCCGGAAAAGCGCUAUGCGACGUCAAUCUUCUAGCCAGGAAACUAAUUACGAUGACCAAACGAUGGAGAUGACGAACAUGAUCGGAGGAAUCGCACAGAUGAAUCCUGUCCAAUCACAAGACGAUUAUGAUGAAGAUGAAGAUAUGACCAUGGAAUUCACAGCAGCCAUUGGUGGUCUCUUAAGCAAGGGCCCCUCUGACCCUCCUCCUGACAAGAAUACCGGACAACCAUCUUAUCCACAGAUCUCCGAGAUCUCCGAUCGCAUAGAUUUCGAACACGACAAUGAAUCUGAUCAAGAUGUGGAUAUGGAAAUGACCAAUGCCGUUGGUGGUAUUCUACCAUCGGGAAUAGAUAAGGCACACGCGAAAAUGAUAAUGGAACUCGAAACGGAGUCGGGACAACUGAACAGCUCACCUUUCCAAGAAAAUGUCCGGCAGUCGCCAGUCAAGUCACCAGCCAAGUCACCUCUUUUCAGAGUCGCUACUGUUACAUCAGAUGACGGAAGUCCAAGCUUAGCAACUGUCAAGUCUAGAAGCUCGCGCCGUAGCUCCGCCUCAGGGAUACCAGACACACCUGGAACACCCCAGUCUACCUCUCUUGGCCGUUCUUCCACCAGGAAACCGUCAACACCUCCAAACUCGACUCCCGAACCUAAACCACAUACACCCAGCAAAACCCCUCCUUCUGCGAGUGUGUCAUUCAGAAGUGCUUCUCCGAAGAAGCUAUUCCGGCCAGACAUUAAGCAGUCUGCGGAACGACGAAAGUCUCUUCGUCGAAGCAUUUUCGAACAGAAUUCACUCACUGGACAGACGACACCACGUAUUGUUUUGCAACCUAAUAAGGGACGCCGCUCCUCUGGGCUUGGAAUUGACAAGGAAGGCCUCGGGUCUCCCCGAGUAGCCGAAUUGUUGGACAAACGCCUAUCUUUAGGUGACAGCACUCCACCAUUUAUCAUUCCACAGGAACGCCAACAAGCCGGUGUUCGGUUUGAAGAUCCUUUGAAGCUACAAGCAGAUGAAGAACGCGAGCGUGAGGAAGAGGAGCUCAGGGAAGAUGGCCAUCUCCUACAACCCAACGCCGCGAAUGGGGACGUGACCUCGAACUUGAGAGACAUGAUCUCAAGCCUUAGUCCGAAAAAGACUAGGAUUGGAAGUCGAAAGAGCCUACACGUCGGUGCUGCUCGAGGAAUCUUGGGCAAGCGACCCAUUGAGCUCGAUCUGGACGAAGAGGAGUCUAUGAAUUCGCCUAAGAGAUUGCGUGGCCAUGAUGUGAGCCCUGUCAAGGGGAUUAAACUACCCGCACCAACUCCCUACGAUCAAAGACCUCGACGCUCAAUCCGCUCCCCUGUUCGCAGAGCUCAGAGUUCUUCGCCCGUCAAAGGCACCCCUACCCAUGAAUCUCGAGAUGUUUCCAGAACAGGGGCAACUCCUCUAAAGGAUGGUCUUGACGCUCUGCAUAUUGUUUCUGACCCCCAACAGCCGGAGCAAGAUGAAGAUGGGAUUUCGGCCCAAGAGACUGCUUCCAAUGUCGAGCCUAUUCAAUUACAGGAGUUCCUGAAUAUGACCAAUGUCCACUUCAUGGAGCUUACCACUACAAAAAGACGGCACACCACCGCGCCGGGGAGUGCUGCUAAAAGAUUGGCCCGGCGGUCUGGAUCGAAUGUGCUUCCUACAGCCUCAAUCACUCUCGAUGAUUGUGUUGCUGCCGGUUUCUGUACGGUCCCUAUGCUUGAAUUGUAUCAGCACUCUUGUCGCGAGUUGAAGUCCUACAUUUCGGAGGGUCGUCAGGUCAUUCGAUCGAUAGAAGCUGAAACAUAUGAGAAUAAUCCACCCCUCUUCCAGGAGUAUGCCACGGCCCCGGCAGAUAUUCGGGUGAUUAUGGAUAAUCAGUUCCGCAACGUGAAAACCCAUGCACGUCUGCUUAGUAAAGCUACAUGGUACGAAUGGCGCAUGAAGCUUCUCGAGGGUCUGAAGGACGGGCUGAUCCGCCAUGUGGAUGAAAUGAAGGCUGAUGACGAGCUUCUAUCUAAACGAGAGGAACUCCUGAAUGCAACUGUGCCUGCACUUGUGGAAAAAUAUGAGUCACUAGAGCAAGAGGCAACCAAACUCCAACAGCAUGUGGAUGAAAUAGAGAACUGUGACCAUAAUGAACUGCGUGGCGCGCGUGAGCAGCUUUCGAGCAUAGAAGAUGAGAUCGAAGCGAAAAAACGUGAGCUUCAGCAAUUGCAGCAAGAGGCUCAAGAAAAAACAGCUUCGGUUGAAGCUGGCACAGAGAUGCGUGAUGAGUACAUGGCUCGGAUCCAGGACGCGGAACAGGUCAAGGAGAAAUGCCGUGGAUGGAGUGCUCGGGAUAUCAACGAAUUAAAGACGUCUGUUGAGCGUAUUGAGCGCGAGACUGGAUGGUCAAUAAUCUCAGCGUCUGAUUCUAUGCUGACCAUGUCCUACCGAGAUCAGCUGCAGGUCAAGUUCCACCCUAGUGCAUUCGCCACGAAUAAGUCCAACAACGCUCAGAAAGACAAUCUUCCAUUAGAGCUGACCUCUAAGAGCAAAACCACAUCAUCAAUCGCUUCCCUUGUUCUGCAAUCUCUACAGAAGCAUCUAGCUACGAUCGAGCAAUUCAAGAUCAGCCCGGCAAACCUUCUCAAAUUCAUCUCCACUGCAUGGGACCGCACUCUGGGCCUUGAGAAUGAGGUGCGCAUGCUCGAAUUCUGCGGCGUCACUCGCCUCACUCUCUCAGAUCCUAAGGAUGUCUCACUCUCCCUGCGUGCGCGCUGCACUAUUCUUGGAAACACAGUUGGCUCAUCUACACCGGCCCGCAAGGGCUCCUCGGCAAAACAUAACGGUAUCAAGCGCAUUGACGUUGAUUUUACUGUUCGCACACAUAUCAACCCUGGCGAUCAAGACGCCCAAGAGAUUGGGUCCCUGGAUUUUGACAUGGAAGUCCUUGCGACUAAGAUCUACGGCUUCGGAGCUGGAAACAAGUCUGGUUUGCCGGAUGAUGAGAUGCAAAGCAUUCUAGGCAAGGAACUUGAUGGGCAAAGCGGUACUUAUCAACUUGGGAAUGGCGUAUGGUGCAAGGCUGUUCAGCAGCUUACUGCGUCUGUGUUUUGA